This is a messenger RNA of Aspergillus niger, 588 nucleotides long. RefSeq lists its product as hypothetical. NCBI's taxonomy places the organism in Eukaryota, Fungi, Ascomycota, Eurotiomycetes, Eurotiales, Aspergillaceae. The transcript is spliced from 3 exons. The record is from RefSeq and is a predicted model, not a curated record. The coding region runs from base 1 to 588 and encodes 195 amino acids.
AUGAAGGAUAUGAGGCUGAAGGGAGAGGCCACGAAAGGCAGGGAGUCAGGUGAUUUGCGUCUUCUUGCAUCUCAAUCUUUCGUCUCAGCUACUACGAUCACCACCACCACCACCAUCACCAUCACCAUCACCAUCACUACUACUACUACUACUACUACUACUACUACUAUGCCUGCCAACGAAGUGAGUACACUCCCAAAUGCCUCGUAUCCAUAUUCCCCUCACUUCCAGUCAUUGACGGCGGUAAUUAUUCGAGUAUAUAACAUCACUCACUAUCCUUCAUCCUUCUCACCGCAGUAUUUCUCACUUGUCAUAUACUUGCCCCUGAUGCUGACCGAUAUUCAUUACCCGGAGGAGGCCGCCGCCAAGGCGAAGAGGCGACGGGAGCUGAUGGAGCAGUUUUUUCGCCUGGAAGAUGAUUAUAUACGUCACCACCUCGACCUCGAGGAAAGAGAGGUGUAUUGGAGGGAGAGGGAGGAGAAGCUGAAGAAGGAGCUGGAGGCCACUCAGGCAUACCUCCGCCAUAUUCAAGAGGAGCUGGGGGAGUUGGAGGGGGUUACCGACGAGGACGAGGAUGAAGACAACUAA